Molecule: messenger RNA, 1164 nt
Organism: Cornus florida
Lineage: Eukaryota; Viridiplantae; Streptophyta; Magnoliopsida; Cornales; Cornaceae
Product: F-box protein At5g18160-like
Exons: 1
Coding region: 1-1164 (387 amino acids)
Molecular function (GO): protein binding
Source: RefSeq, a predicted model, not a curated record
AUGGCUUCAUCACCAACCAGAAGAGCUUCUUCACCCCCGGAGGAGACCACAGAGACGGCGGGUCCCACUCAUCUGUGUCCCACACUCCCUUCCGAUCUCAUCUUCAACAUCGUCUCAAGACUGCCGGUCAAGGUUCUCGGUAAGUUCGAAAGCGUUUCUAAACAAUGGCGCUUCAUGAUCACUGACCCAUACUUCAUUCUCACACACCGUAAUCGAUCACUGCAAAACCCUAAUUUACUUUUACUGCGAAAAGUUCCCAAUGAUGAUGAUUCUGAUAAUCCCCAGAAGAAGAAAACCACUGUUGAAGUAUGUGGGUUGGAUUCUGAUGGGAAGCUCAAUAUUGGGUUCACACUGGAUGUGAAUGAUGCUAUUGAUAUGUUGCCCUCGAAAUGGGAUUUGAUAUGUUUUGCAGGUGAAAAUGGGUUUUAUGUUUGUAAUCCAAGUACCCAAGAAUUUGUGAAAUUGCCUGAGGCAAGUUGUUGUACUUCUGGGGAAAUUAAUGCUGGGAUGGGUUACAUUUCGUCUAGAAAUGAAUAUGUUUUGAUUCAUUUGUAUGAUAGGAGUUUGGAUAUCUAUGUUGAUAAUGAUAUUGGGUGUGAAGUUAUACGUUUGUCGGAUGGGUGUGUGAGGAAUUGUUCUUGGAAGGUAGUGGAGGCGAAUUGCCCUCAUGUGGUUAGAGGAUGGGGAGUUUUGGUUGAGAAUGUGUUUUAUUGGAUGAUUUGGGAAGAGUAUGAUCAUCCAGGGAAUGAAGCUAUCGUGUCCUUCGAUUUGGAGAAAGAAGAAUUUGGGACGAUUUCGCCGCCAGAAGGGUGUUUAGACCCUAAUGGGGUUUGGUCCUUGGUGGAGUUGAGAGGGUCUUUAUGUCUGGUCGACAGUGCAACACAACCUUCUACAAUGGAUAUAUGGGUAUUGAAGGAUUUAGAGAAUCACAAAUGGGUGAAGGAGUUUAGGAUUGAUUGGAAUGGGUUUAGUGAGGAGUUGCUGAAAUUCAUCACCCCUCUGGAUUAUCAGAAUGGAGAAAUAUUGAUGGAUGCGAAACAAGAGAGUCUUCACUAUUACAAUGUAGAGAACAAAUGCUUCAAAAGAAUGGACAACCUGGUUGCAGGUGGGUGGACGUGGCUACGACUUUAUACCGAGAGCUUCUUCUCCCUUGGAAGUCGAUAG